Messenger RNA from Cucumis sativus (cucumber), 1074 nucleotides. RefSeq names its product auxin-responsive protein IAA16. Gene Ontology annotation, molecular function: protein binding. The record is from RefSeq and is a predicted model, not a curated record. The transcript is spliced from 5 exons. Gene Ontology annotation, cellular component: nucleus. Gene Ontology annotation, biological process: regulation of DNA-templated transcription. Bases 136 to 849 code for a protein of 237 amino acids. NCBI's taxonomy places the organism in Eukaryota, Viridiplantae, Streptophyta, Magnoliopsida, Cucurbitales, Cucurbitaceae.
AUUCCAAUUCCAAGCCCCAAAUCCCAAGUUCGUCCGUUCUCAAACAAACAAAAGAAAAACUCUCGAUCUCAGCGAUUUCACUACCAAAAUCAAAGACAGAAUUACAGAAAAAAUUUCAAUUCGAAUUCGGAGAAAAUGGAAUCAGGGCAGAACGAUGAGUACAGAGCGAUCUUGAUCAAUUUCGAGCAGACGGAGCUUCGGCUUGGCUUGCCCGGCGGCGACGGCGGCGGUGGGAAGAGUAGUUCGGCGGGGAAGAGAGGGUUUAUGGAAACUGUGGAUUUGAAGCUUAAUUUAGCUUCUUCAAUGGCGUCGACGAAGGAAGAGGCAACGAAUUUGGAAGAGAUUAAAACUUCUUCACAACAGCCUAAUGAUUUUGCUAAACCUCCGUCGAAAGCACAAGUAGUGGGUUGGCCACCAGUACGAUCAUCUCGAAAGAAUUUAGGAGUAGUGUCGUCAAGGAAGGGGGGAGAUGAGGGCGGGGCCGGGGGGUCGUUCGUAAAAGUAAGCAUGGACGGUGCUCCUUAUUUACGGAAGGUGGACUUGAAGUUAUACGCCAGCUAUAAGGAACUCUCUCAUGCUCUUGCUCAAAUGUUUAGCUCCUUCACCAUUGGAAAGUGUGAAUCAGAAGGGAUGAAGGAUUUCAUGAAUGAAAGCAAAUCAGUAGACCUUUUGAAUGGGUCAGAAUAUGUACCUACUUAUGAAGACAAAGAUGGAGAUUGGAUGCUCGUUGGGGAUGUCCCAUGGGAGAUGUUUGUUGAUUCAUGCAAACGUUUGAGGAUCAUGAAAGAGUCUGAUGCCAUUGGAUUAGCACCAAGAUCAAUGGAGAAACAAAAGAACAACAGAAGCUGAGCUGUUUUUGUCAAUUUAACAAUUUGUUUGAUAUGGUACCAAUUUUCAAUUUUUUCUUCUUCUAAAUUAAUAUAAUAUAUCUAUAUAUAUAAGAACAAUUGGUGUUGAAUUUGUAGGGAUGCUAUAUAAAUUCAACAUUAGCAUAGAGUGGUUUUAAUUUCUACUUCAAACUUUAAUUUCUCCCAUCUCUAUAUUGCAUUAUUUUAUGAUAAUCAUCUUGACGUA